Molecule: messenger RNA, 2730 nt
Organism: Numida meleagris (helmeted guineafowl)
Lineage: Eukaryota; Metazoa; Chordata; Aves; Galliformes; Numididae
Gene: ADRA2A
Product: adrenoceptor alpha 2A
Exons: 1
Coding region: 37-1371 (444 amino acids)
Biological process (GO): regulation of vasoconstriction; adenylate cyclase-activating adrenergic receptor signaling pathway; platelet activation
Cellular component (GO): membrane
Molecular function (GO): alpha2-adrenergic receptor activity
Source: RefSeq, a predicted model, not a curated record
GGGGCGAAGGGCGGGGGUGUCCGCGCAGCGGGGUUGAUGUUUAACCCGGAGCGCCCGUUCACGGAGAGGGGCCACUUCUUCUCCUCCAUGGAGUACCAGCGGCAGCUGGAGGAGGAGGAGGGCUACCCGCCUCCCGGAGCCAACGGGACCUUCAACGACAGCGGGGCCGGGCAGGGAUGGGGCAUGCCGUACCCCCUGCACACCACCGUCACCCUCAUCAGCCUGGCGGGCUUGCUCAUGCUCUUCACCGUCUUCGGCAACGUCCUGGUCAUCAUCGCCGUCUUCACUAGCCGGGCGCUCAAGGCCCCCCAGAACCUCUUCCUGGUGUCCUUAGCCUCGGCCGACAUCCUGGUGGCCACGCUGGUCAUCCCCUUCUCGCUGGCGAACGAGGUGAUGGGCUACUGGUACUUCGGCAAGGUCUGGUGCGAGAUCUACCUGGCCUUGGACGUGCUGUUCUGCACCUCCUCCAUCGCGCAUUUGUGCGCCAUCAGCCUGGACCGCUACUGGUCCAUCACGCAAGCCAUCGAGUACAACCUCAAGCGCACCCCGCGCCGCAUCAAGUGCAUCAUCUUCAUCGUCUGGGUCAUCUCGGCCGUCAUCUCCUUCCCGCCGCUCAUCUCCAUCGAGAAGAAGAGCGGGCAGCAGGUGGACCAGUGGGCGGCGGGGUGCAAGAUCAAUGACGAGAAGUGGUACAUCAUCUCGUCGAGCAUCGGCUCCUUCUUCACCCCGUGCCUCAUCAUGAUCCUGGUCUACGUGCGCAUCUAUCAGAUAGCCAAGAGGCGAACCAGGGUCCCGCUGAACAAGAGGGCGGAGCGCCCGGAGAAAAAGCAGAACGGCUUGGCCGACAAGGAGGACCUGCCGGCCUCAGCCCAGCUCAACGGAGAGAAAGCGGCCGGAGCUGGCGAUGGGCAGGAGGGAGAGGUCAACGGCAUAGACAUGGAGGAGACCUCCUCCUCCGAGCACCAGGAGAACAACCAGCCCAAGAAGCCAGAGAGACCCCCGCGGGGAAAGACCAAGACUAAGCUGAGCCAGAUUAAGCCUGGGGACACUUUGCCCAGGAAGACGGAGGAGGAGAGGAACACCAAAGGGUCACGGUGGAGGGGCAGGCAGAACCGGGAGAAGCGCUUCACCUUCGUACUGGCGGUGGUGAUUGGGGUCUUUGUCAUCUGCUGGUUCCCCUUCUUCUUCACCUACACGCUGACCGCAGUCUGCAAGAGCUGCUCUGUGCCCGCCACCCUCUUCAAGUUCUUCUUCUGGUUCGGUUACUGCAAUAGCUCCUUGAACCCCGUCAUCUACACCAUUUUCAACCAUGACUUCAGACGGGCCUUCAAAAGGAUCCUCUGCAGGAUAGAGAGGAAAAGGAUCGUUUGAAGGACCCACUGGAAAGGGCAGGACUGAUAAUUCAAGACUUUGUAGGAGAGUAAGGCAUGGCUCUCUUGGGCUGUGCUUGCAUGGGAUGGCUUCCUUCAGCUUGUGAGCAGGAAGCCUUCCAAACCCGAGAUGAGCCCACUGAAAUGCCCAGCAGCAGCAGCGAGGAGCGGCAGGCAAGUGGAGGUCCGAGCCUGGCACUCAGCUCCCCAGGGGAGCGUGGCUUUCGACUUGCUCCGUUUACUUUGUGAGGUUUUUUUCUUUUGCCACAGAGGCUCUCGGUGGAUAUUUCCAUGACUGCUCAGUUGGACUCUUUAAAGACAAACGACACGCAGCUCCGUGAGAUGAACAGCAAAGAGGGAGUAUGCCCCUUCAGAGGUGUUGGCUUUUUAUUUUGCUGUACCUUUUUUUCCUUUCCCCUAUUGUAUAUGUAAUUAAUUUUAACCCCCUUGUAAAAUACAGUAUUGUAUCUCUGAAUCUGAAUGUCUUAGCUUUUGUAAGGCAAGCAGCUUUGAAACUGUGAGAGCUUUAAUUAUGUUUGACACCUGAAAACUCCCUCUCUUCCCACUCCCUGAAAACCCCCUUACUCCAAACCGAGGAAGAGUCAGAGCAGUUUCCCCUACCUGGCAAGUUGAUAAUAUUACCAACAUUUCCAAUCUCCUGUUAUUGUUUUUUUUUUUUUUUUUUUGGCUAUAAGGCUGAGGAUCACACUCCCCGCCAGACUAGCUUUUCUUGUUCAUUUUUCUUUUUUGUUUCUUUUUUUUUUCCCUCUGUGUCCUACCUGAUCCUGUUUUAAUUCGGUGCUGCCCGUGGGCUGUGAUACGGCUGAGCUGUAACUUCCGUGUCCCCACCAGCUGGAGCAGAGCAGCACACGGUGCCAUUGCCGUGCAGGUGGGCACCCAGAGGCUGCUGAGGGCUCUUUCUCACGCCGUGCAGAGCGUGGGACCCGGCCAAGCUCCCAGCGAUUUCCCCUCGGCCGAUAUUAUACCGUAUCAAAGCGCCAAAGCGUGUUCAAUGCUAACUCGAUUCCCCCACCCCCGACUGUAAAUAGAUAACAUUUCAAAGCAAGCGUCAGCGCUCCGUAUAUCACGCUGUCUCGUUUCUAUUGAUUUUCUGAUAUUUUCCCUCCUGCUGCGUUUCCUGCAGGCACUGAGGGGGGGGGGGUCUGUGCACAGAGGCGGUUCCAGCGUUUGGAGGGAGAGUUAAGUUUGCGAUCUGCUGCUCACGUCUGUCCUAGGAAGUGCUGCAGCAGCCCUCCUUAGACAGGGCAAAACUCGGAAAUGGGGAACGUCCCGGCACUUUCCCCGCUCCUUUAUAGCGUAGGCAAGCUUUUUUUUAAUUAAGUAAAAAAAAAAAAAAAAA